AUGCCCCAUAGCCUGUCUUUCAGCACAUGGAACAUCCAUGGCCUAUCACAUAAUGUCCUUGGUGAUAAAACGAAAAUCAAGGACUUUACUGAUAAUAUUAUGAAAACAGACUUCAUGUUCUUAACUGAAACAUGGUCUGAUAAAGAAAUUAGUAUUCCAGAUUUCAAGGCAUUUGUCUCUGACCCCACAACACCUCGCACUGACAGACCCAGUAGGAUGUCCGGUGGGGUUACACUUUUAGUAAAACUCAAAUAUGAAAAAUAUGUUUCAAUUGAGGAAAAAUCUAAAAAUUACAUUUGGUGUAAAGUCUCUAAAGACCUUUUCAACAAUAAUAGAGACUUAUUCCUUUGUGGUGCCUAUAUACCACCAGAAAAAUCAUCGUACUUUGAUCAAAAAAUUUUUGAUGAAUUAGAAAAUGAUGUAAUUAAUUUUCUCUCAAAAGGUAAUACAAUAUUAUUAGGUGAUUUUAAUGGAAGAACAAGUACACUUAACGAUUUUGUUUCCAAGGAUGGAAAUAACUAUACUAAUGAUUUAAGUGAUGAUAGUCUACAACCAAAAAACAGACUCAACUUUGAUAAUACUAAAAACAACCAUGGUUUACAACUUAUCAACAUAUGCAAAAAUACUGACAUGAGAAUCCUAAAUGGAAGAACCAAAGGCGAUUCUUUAGGUAGACCCACAUUUCAUGGAAACAAUGGUAUAAGUACUGUUGACUAUAUAAUAUGCGAUCAAGAAACAUUUCAAAAUGUUAACUAUUUUGUUGUAAAGCCACCAACCUAUUUAUCGGACAACAGUCAAAUAGUUACAUGGAUUGAUCUUGAAAAAACUUUACUUGACAGUGAAAAAAACCGGUCCAAACCUGAACAAACCCCUUUACAUAAACUACAACUUCAAUUUGAUUGGUCUGAAAACUCAAAAAGAAAUUUCAGACAAACUCUAAAAUCACCUGAAAUACAAAGAAAACUUGAUCAGUUUCUGCAGUCCACAUUCACUAAUGACGAAAAAGGAGUUAAUGAAUGUGUGACGGAAUUCCAAAAUAUUAUAACUCACGCAGCAAAAAAAUCUUUGAAAAUAAGAAAAAAGAAAACUAGAAGAAAAAUAAACAACGUAGAAAACAAAAAAUGGUUUGAUAAGGAAUGUCGAUUUAAAAGACAUGAAUUACGUAAAAUUGCAAAUCAAAAACAUAGAGACCCAACAAAUUUGGCUAUAAGAGAAGCCUACCAUACUGCUCUCAAAUCCUACAAAGAAACUUUAGAAAGAAAAAGAACUAAAUUUCAAAACGACAUGCUAAUUGAACUAGAAAAGGCUGCUGAAGACAAUCCUAAUUCGUUCUGGAAAACUUUCCGAAACGCUUCAGAUGAAAUAAACAAUGCUAAUUCCGACAACACCCCAAAAGGGGAUGAUUGGUUCAAUCACUUUUCCAAAUUGCACUGCAAGCACAAACUAACUAAAGAACAUGAAAAAAUCGUUGAAAAUCUUCAAAACUAA
Paramuricea clavata is the source of this 1488-nucleotide messenger RNA. The record is from the annotation of a GenBank genome assembly. NCBI's taxonomy places the organism in Eukaryota, Metazoa, Cnidaria, Anthozoa, Malacalcyonacea, Plexauridae.